Messenger RNA from Capsella rubella, 1086 nucleotides. RefSeq names its product putative F-box/kelch-repeat protein At1g12170. The transcript has a single exon. The coding region runs from base 1 to 1086 and encodes 361 amino acids. NCBI's taxonomy places the organism in Eukaryota, Viridiplantae, Streptophyta, Magnoliopsida, Brassicales, Brassicaceae. The record is from RefSeq and is a predicted model, not a curated record. Gene Ontology annotation, molecular function: protein binding.
AUGAUGCAUGUAGAGCUUCCGUGGGAAUUGGUAGAAGAAAUACUCUAUUGUCUUCCGCUUCAAUCUCUAAUUCGAUUCAAAAUUGUUUGCAAACAAUGGAACAAACUUUUCAAAAGCAAGUCGUUCAUCAACAACAACUCAGUUCGUGCCCGUCCUCAAUUUCUCGUAUGGACCGAAUCCAAAAUGUAUUCGGUAAGCGUCAAUCUCAGCAAUAAUCCAAAGAUCGGGAUCCAGGAGUUACCCUUAGAUAUUCCUUCUUCUGAUAAUAACAAGAGCACAAGUUUACUUCCUUGUGAUGGCUUAUUAUUUUGUGACUGGUGGUUAUGGAAUAAUAAUAAAGCUGCGGUUUGCAACCCGUGGUUGAGACAAACUAGAUGGAUCGAGACUAAUAACGAAGAUUUCAGGUUUCGUGGCAUGGGAUACGAUAGUGGUAGACCUGAAAAGAGUUACAACAUCGUUGGUUAUUAUAAAACAAUUGAUAUCUACACAUUAGACACUAAUGAGUGGAAAUGCACAAAUGUUAAUCCGGGAAUACAGAUCCGCAGAAGUACUAAUGUGUCUUUGAAUGGAAAUUUGUAUUGGACUGAUCUUGAUCAGGAGACCGGUGAGUACUUUAUCCAAAGUUUCGAUUUUUCGAGACAGAUACACAAAGUUUUUUGCGUUUUACAGUGGAUUACGAUAAACUCUUCUUUUCCAGUCCUCUCAACUUAUAGGAAAGAUCGGCUUUCACUGUUAAAAAAAUUGAUUGGAACAAAUAAUAAUAUUGAGGUUUGGGUGACAAAAAACAAGAUUAAUAAUGAUGAUGCAGUGGAGCAUGUAUCGUGGAUAAAGUUCAUGACAGUUUCAGUACCUAUUAGUAGGAUUUUUUCUCCAAGUUUCUUUAUCGAUAAUGUUUACAACAAAAAGAGUCUCGUCAUGUGUUGUUUGGACGAUGGAAACGAAAAGCUUUGCAUUUAUAUUGUGAGGGGCAAGGCGUUGACGAAGAUUCAAAUGGACGCUGAUGCUAAACAUGCUAUUAAUCAUUGUUCCUAUGUUCCCAGUUUGAUCCCAAUUCCUCCAGAGAGUCCACAUAUUUUCAAGAACUAA